Molecule: messenger RNA, 945 nt
Organism: Colletotrichum higginsianum IMI 349063
Lineage: Eukaryota; Fungi; Ascomycota; Sordariomycetes; Glomerellales; Glomerellaceae
Product: phosducin
Exons: 1
Coding region: 1-945 (314 amino acids)
Biological process (GO): regulation of G protein-coupled receptor signaling pathway
Source: RefSeq, a predicted model, not a curated record
AUGUCGAACCCUACCCCAGCCCAGGAAGAGUUCAACGCGCUUCUAGCCGCAAACACCCGUGACGACAUCAGGACACACCCCGAGGAUCGCGACUACGACCACCGCGAACAAGAAAGCCUCGACCUGGACGAGGACGAGUCCUACCGCAACUCCCAAAUAGACGCCGCCAUGCGCAUGCCCGCUCUUGGCCAGACCGGCCCCGGCCUGAAGCUGCCCCCGGCCAGCUUCGACGCAGGUCGCACGACUGGUGUUAAGGGCGUCAUCGCCGAUGCCCGCAACUACGAGAACGCCCGCAAGACCUCCUUCAUGAGCCGCGCGCGCACAACGGUGCGCCGCUCCAUCUUUGGCCUGGACGGCCUCAACUCUCAAUCCCACCCAUCGCACAAGAGCGAGAGCGAGACGGACGAGGGCAACGGCAGCGACUCGGACGACAGCUUCAUGCAGCAAUGGCGCGAGAGCCGCCGGAGAGAACUCGAGAGCGAGUCCAACAAGGUUAUCAGAAACCGCAGAACAAGUCCUAGUGUGCGAAUCUACGGACGCCUAGACGUCGUGGACGCCUUGGGUUACCUGGAUGCAAUUGAGAAGGUCGCACGGGACACCAUCGUCGUCGUUUUCGUCUAUGACCCAGAAGUAAGCCCCAUCCAUUACCAUCAAUUCGUGCUCGUGGAUGCGCUGGUGCUGACGGUCAAUUCGCAGUGUGAUGUAUCUGCGACGAUAGAGCACGCCAUGAUGCCGCUCGUUUCGCAGCAUUCAACAGUACACUUUGUCAAGGUGCACUACCUCGACAUCGAGUUUGAUAACGCUGCUGUACCGGCGAUUUUGGCGUACCGUAACCAGGGCGACAUGAUUGCUAACUUGACCGGUCUCAUCGAAAUGAUCCCUGACGACGAGAUGUUUGGCACCGACACGCUAGCACGUCUUUUCCACAAGCACGACAUCCUAUGA